Molecule: messenger RNA, 6177 nt
Organism: Onychostoma macrolepis
Lineage: Eukaryota; Metazoa; Chordata; Actinopteri; Cypriniformes; Cyprinidae
Gene: camsap2b
Product: calmodulin regulated spectrin-associated protein family, member 2b
Exons: 20
Coding region: 481-4875 (1464 amino acids)
Biological process (GO): negative regulation of microtubule depolymerization; neuron projection development; cytoplasmic microtubule organization
Cellular component (GO): microtubule minus-end
Molecular function (GO): calmodulin binding; microtubule minus-end binding; spectrin binding
Source: RefSeq, a predicted model, not a curated record
CCUCAACACCUCACAGCCAGUGCGGCAGGCGGACCGCAGGGAGAGGGAGAGAUUUUAGGAAGGACAGUUACAAAAGUUAAAGAAGGCGAGAAAUCAUGACACAAAACAGUGAACUCGUCGAUCGCCUCUCCUCGCCAUUGAACUUGUCAUCCCUCAUCAUGGCGCUCGUGUCACCUAUGAAAUAUUGAUUUUUGUCAUCUAACGUUACACCAAGUUGAGGAUAUAAUGCCGGGAAACGGAUGAGAACUACUGCAGUCGCCUGGAAUUGCUUGUUGGAUAUUGAAUCCGGCGCUCGGGGAUGCGGUUGGGAUUGUUUUUCCUGUAUAUAAUCAAUAUAUGAGAGCAGGAUUAUUGGACUAGACGAGAGCUCGGGCCGAUCCGUUAUGUUUCACAUCACCGCUCUGAUCUCAUAGUUCCGCGAGACGCGAUGCAGAGACGCGUUCUGUGUUUUAGUUUUAUGCUUAUUUAUAUCUUAUUUUUAUGUACAGCACUUUGGUUCCACUUUGUGGUGUUGAAAGUGCUUUUAAAAUAAAAUUGAGUCUAGUAGAUGCCAAGAUGGGUGAUGCCGCAGAGAUCAAGGAGAGCAAGAAGACGUUCAUCGUGCCCACGAUCAAAUCUGUUGAUCACUAUGACUUCACCAGGGCCAAGAUAUCGUGCAGUUUGACGUGGCUCAUCGCCAAGGCCUUUGGAUCUGACUGUGUACCGGUGGAGUUGGAGGAUCCAUUCUACAGAGACCAGUAUGAUCAGGAGCAUGUGAAGCCGCCCGUUGUGUCUCUGCUGCUUUCUGCGGAGUUGUAUUGCCGCGCUGGGAGUCUGAUCCUCAGGAGCGACGCGGCUAAACCUCUGCUGGGUCACAACGCUGUCAUCCAGGCCCUCGCUCAGAAAGGUCUCUACGUCACUGACCAGGAGAGACUCGUGACUGAGAGAGACCUCUGCAAGACCCCCAUACAGAUGAGUUCUCACCUGGCGAUGAUUGACACUUUAAUGAUGGCGUACACAGUUGAAAUGGUCAGCGUGGAGAGAGUGCUGACCUGCAUACAGAAAUUGACUCCUUUCCUUCCUGAGGAAGACUUCCCUUAUGAUGCUGAAGAGGCCGUGACAACAUGGAUCAACAAGGUAAAUGAACACCUUAGAGAACUUUUGGUACAAGAACAAAGAGUUCGAGAUAUAGGAGAACCCUGCAUGGUUCAAAAGGGGCGGUACAGAAGAGAGGACUCUAAAGCACGUCCGGUUCUUUGUCUCCCCCUGGUGGACAAUCUCUUGAAGGACAACACAGACGGCUGUGCACUGGCUGCACUACUGCACUUCUACUGUCCUGAUGCUGUGCCACUGGAAGAUAUCUGUGUCAAAGAAACAAUGUCAUUGGCUGACAGUCUGUACAAUCUCCAGCUGAUCCAGGAGUUCUGCAGAGAAAACCUCAACAACUGCUGUCACUUCACCCUGGAGGAUAUGCUGUAUGCCUCCAGCACCAUCAAGAGUAAUUACCUUGUGUUUAUGGCAGAGCUAUUUUGGUGGUGUGAAGUUGUGAAACCAUCUUUUGUUCAGCCCCGAACACUCAAUACCAAAGUAUCUGACCCAUCCCAGUCCAUUACAAUGGCUCCCAUAACCAAACAAAACCUGAUCCACAGGCCAGGCAGUCCGGAUCAGUCUAGGUCACAACCUAAAAAUGACAACUCAGCAGUUAUCAGGCGGUCAUCCUCCAUGUCGUAUGUGGACGGAUGUGUGGGGACAUGGCCUAAAGAGAAACGGUCUUCAGCUCAUGGGAUAUCAUUUGAGAUUCCACUUGAUGACAGCAUGAGUUCAUCUUCAGGACGUGGACUGAGCCGAUCAGCAAGCACUGAAAGAUUGGGUUUUAAAGUUCACCACGCGGCCCGAGGCAUGCGAAGGAACCUCUCGUUCCAGCCCGUUAAUGGGAACGCCCACAGCAAAAUACGUGAGGAGGAUGAUGAGGAAUCCAACAGACAGAUCAGCAGACAUCGUCUGGCAAACUACGCUGGGUACUCAAAUGGUGUAUCGGCAGAUAACUCAAGCCCUCCGUAUGACCCUCAGCCCAACACCCCAAGUAUAGAAGAAGCCCUGAAGAUCAUCCAUGACUCUGAGCGACCCCACAGCAGCUUGCAGCUCCCAUCUGGGGACAGCGCCUUUUUCCUGCACAACCCGUCUUCCCACAAGUCCACAUCUGAUACAAAUGAUCCAGAGGACUCGCUUUCCAAGACUAGAGCAGCAGAUGACGUGGACCUAAAUUCCACCUCUACUGACAUGGACACUGGAAUCCACGUCCGUACCGAGGAUAUCCAGGACGGACAGGAUGAGGAUUCAUCCCUCAAGGACUAUUCAGACAUGGACCAGGAUUGCGAAGCUCGUUCCUGUCCACUUCCGGAGACAUCCGGCAGCCCGUGUCCGAGUCUUUUGGAAACACGCUCCCUGGCCACCAGCCUGGCCUCCUCAUUGGGUUCUGCAGUUCGCAUGACCAGCUUCGCCGAGCAGAAGUUUCGUAAAUUAAACCACGGUGAUGGGCGCAGCAGUGGGAGCGGUGGUAACACGCCUGAGAGCGGCGACCUGAACGUCACAACCCCAGGAGCGACGGGGACAGUUCGUUCGAUUACUCCUGAUGCCCGCAGCCCCUCUCGCAUCACCUCCCCUCGGGAUCCCUCGCACCUGUUGGCAUCGGAGAUGGUACAGUUGAAGAUGAAGCUAGAAGAAAAACGUAGAGCCAUUGAGGCACAGAAGAAGAAAGUCGAAGAGGCUUUUACGCGUCACAGGCAGCGCAUGGGCAGGACCGCCUUCCUCAAUGUGGUCAGGCGUAAAGGAGUCGUGUCGCCACUAGUGGGCGACAGCGAAGGCCCAGAUGGUCGGGAAAAACAAACCAGUGACCCACAACCCCCAAAAACAUCUUUGAAUUCGAAUGACACUGAUUCUAGGCUUGAGAGAUGUCGACCAGACGGUGCACCACCGAAAUCACCUCUGGAGGAAGCAGCCGUGGAAGUGGACCUGGGGGAUUAUACGCGAUCCAUUGAGCGCCUGAACACGUCUCUGAGCUUUCUACAGUCGGAGAUGCAGCGCUUGGCACAGCAGCAGGAACACAUCAUGCAGAUGCGUGAACACCAAAGUUGGGAGAUUUCGCCUCCGGAUCCGUCGCCACGCAAACAGUUGCGUGAGCUGCGCAGCAGCAGCGUAGUUGGUCGAGGUUCAGUGGGUUCGCUCUCCCCCAUUUUGUCAUCCACUGGUUCACCACGCACGACACACCGUUCACCCUCUACGAUCAAAAGGAAGUCUGCAUCUUUCCAUGCAAGAACACCACGAACGCCAAGGCCCAAUGAGCUGAAGGUUACCCCUUUUAGCCGCAUGCUCAACACGCCACAGUCAGUGGACAGCCUGCCUCGACUGAGACGUGUUUUGCAGAGUCAGUCACAGUCUAGCUCAUUCGCCUAUUUGGGACAUGACGAGGGACCUUCGAGUGAGGACCACACAUCUAGAGAAAAGCCAUGUAAGCAAGAGCCCAAAGAUGCACAAAAAGCAGCUGCAAAUUCGCCAUCUGCUCAGGUGAAUGAAAAGCUGGGAGAAGAAAAACAGGACAUUGGAAAGAGUGACAAAAUCAUGAAUGCGCCAACAUCUGAGGUUCUGUCUCAGCAGACAAUGGACCAUUCCAUGGUAAUGGCCAGUGGACACACAAAUGAAGAAAGGUCACAUGAGAAGAAGGAUCUGAUUGAGGUUCCUCUCUCUGUUCUGAAGCCUCUGGAUGGACACGAUCUUGAGAGCAGCAGAGAAACGGAGACUGGGACAGAUUCUAGGCCAGACCAGAAGAUGUGCUGUGGCUUCUUCUUUAGGGAUGACCUGAAGCCAGAGGAGGAUAUUGCACAGAAGAAAGCAGCUCUGAUGGAAAAAAGGCUACGGCGGGAGAAAGAGAUGCAGAUCAAGAAACAGCAACAGGAGGCCGAGAUGGAACAAAAGAAAGAAGCAGCACGAUUGAAAGGGGAAGAGGAGCGUCAGAAGAAGGAGGAAGAGAAGGCAAGACGGGAGUAUAUAAAAGAUGAAUAUUUGAGGAAGCAGCAGCUCAAACUGAUGGAGGACAUGGACAGUGUUAUUAAGCCACGCCCCUCUAGUGUCAAGCAGAAGAAGCCACGCCCCAAAUCUAUGCACAGAGACAUCAUGGAGUCUCCAAAACCUCCAGCACGGACAACCACAGGGUCACGACCACGUGGAUAUUCCGUGUCCAGCUUAUCACUCGCCUCCCUUAAUUUGGCAGACAAUGAGAGUGUCAAAUCAGAUAAGAGGACAUCCAGAGGCAGCAGACUGUCUCCUGGCAGUCUGUGUUUCUUUCUGAGCUCCCCUAAAGGGAGAAAGGGAAGGCCAGAGUCCACCGAGGGCUUUCUGUCACCGUGUCCAUCUGUAAGUGGAAACGGGGAGAACUGGGAGCUCGAAUCAACAUCGUCUGCAGCGUCUAACACAGAAUACACAGGGCCAAAGUUGUACAAGGAGCCCAGUGCUAAAUCAAAUAAAUACAUCAUCCAGAACGCACUGGCUCACUGCUGCCUCGCAGGCCGCGUCAAUGAGGGACAGAAGAACAAAAUCCUGGAGGAAAUGGAGAAAACCGAAGCCAACAACUUCUUGAUUCUGUUCAGAGACUCUGGCUGCCAGUUUCGCUCUCUGUACACGUAUUAUCCAGAGGCGGAGGAGAUCAACAAGCUGGCUGGCAUCGGGCCCAAGACCAUCACACCCAAAAUGAUCGAAAACCUCUACAAAUACAGCUCAGAUAAGAAACAGUUCAGCAAAAUCCCCGCCAAGACCAUGUCAGCUAGUGUGGACGCCAUCACCAUCUACAGCCACCUCUGGCAGAACAAGAAACAAAACACACCCAAAAAACUCCUCAAAUAAGUUCACAGCUCACUGGCAGACUGCCUAUCGGACAUUAUGAUGCACAUCCUGAAUGUAAAGAAAACACUUUUGCGGGCUUUGGAUGUUAAUUUGUGGCGAAUUCGAAACCUUCUGUUCUACAGUACACACACACACACACUUGUUUGCAGCACUGACGGAUGCGCUUUUUUUUGCAUAAUUUUUAUUUUAAAUGUUCAAUUUUGUGGCCUUACGCUUGUCUUGUGUCUUUUAUGCAAUGCUUAACGCACAGUUUAUGAGCAAGUCAUUGCAUCCUAUGAAGAUACACAGUCUGCUUCUUUUGUGUUUGUGGAAAUGCAGGUGUACAGAAUAUUAGGGACACACUACACUUGAAGACUAACUUUACAGAUGGUAAUACAGUUGAAGAAGCAUUUAAUGUACUGGAACCUCAGUUUUUUGCUUUAUUUAAUGUCUGCGUUUUUAUAUUUUGGGUAGGAUUCGUAAUAACUGUUGCGCAAUCGCUACUACAGAACGUGUGUAAAAUUAACUACAGUAAGAAUUGUUCGCUCAAGACUCUUUCUAUAAAAUGAACACGCUCGUGUUACUCUGUAUGUGAUGUAAACGUAAUGAUGGGGCCUUUAACUGAUGAAGUUGAGGACCAAAACUAAACAUAUUAGCUAGAAUUAUAAAAUACAUUCCUAGGUAUAUUGCUAUCGCUAGUGUCACGAUUCAGAAUAUCUGGGUGCCAUGUAUGUUUGAAACAUACAUUUUAGAGCGACAGAUCAGUUUAGCUGACUGUUUGAGUAGAGUAAAUUUCCAUAUGAAUAAUACAGAGGAAACACUGAGUUAUUUAAUAUCAUAUAAUGAAGCUUUCAAAGAGAUGGUGCAUAUUAUUGCUAAAUCAUGUGGUAACUCGUUUUUAAUUAUGACGUGCAUUUUAAAGAGCUGGGAUUAUUUGGGCAGGCUUUUGUCUGGUAACACAUUUUGUCUUCAGGUGCAAAAGAAUGGAGAGAUAUUUGUUAUUUUUACUAAGUGAAGUAAAUCAUCGUUUGAAUUUAUUGAUGCUGUACAGAUAUAGUUUUACAUACUAAGCAUAUUUUUUAAGCCAUUGAAUAUUACUGAUAUUUUUCAUAUGAAAAAGAUGAUGUUUAACAGGUGCAAGUAUGAUGGGAUGUGUUAAGAGCAGAAGUAAGCUCUUGUGAGAGAUGUUCAUUUCCACACGCUGUCUAAUCUUUUUCCAGGUCAUGUCCGCUGUUUGUUCAUCAUAUGCUUUGUCUGUUUGUAUUUGAAUGUUAACCUCAACAUAAAUACAGAUUUACAACCAAAGCCUUACCUGUUUGACCU